CUUGUUUUGACACAUUUUUGUUUUGCUUGACAAGCUAACCCAAUUUUUUUCAAUCAAAGCUAGCUGGUCAACACCCCAUUGAAACUAAAUAUAGCUAGCUACAUGUGUUUCUGUAAUUUCAAACUAUCUAAGUAAUGUUACUGAUGUGCUAGCCAGCAAGUGUAUCGUUGGGCACAUUUGGAAUACAAUGCCAUCUUCGAUGGAAGGAUCUUCUAGAGAAGGUGAACCGUUUACUGUGAAACAUGAGCUGAAAAAUGCCAACCUGACCGGCCACAUAGAGAGGGUGGGAAUUGAGAACUUCGAGCUGCUAAAGGUGCUAGGAACUGGAGCCUAUGGCAAGGUGUUCCUGGUGCGUAAAGUGAGCGGUCAUGAUGCAGGUCAACUAUACGCCAUGAAGGUGUUGAAGAAGGCCACAAUCGUACAGAAGGCCAAGACAGCAGAACACACACGCACAGAGAGACAGGUUCUGGAGCACAUCAGACAGUCACCGUUCCUUGUCACCCUCCACUAUGCCUUCCAGACAGACACCAAGCUGCACCUCAUACUAGAUUAUGUGAACGGUGGGGAGCUCUUCACACACCUGGUACAGAGGGUUCGGUUCAAAGAGCAGGAGGUAUCUCUGUAUAGUGGAGAGAUAGUCCUGGCGCUGGAGCACCUACACACGCUGGGGAUAGUCUACAGAGACCUGAAGCUGGAGAACAUCCUCAUGGACUCCAGCGGGCACAUAGUGCUCACGGACUUUGGCCUCAGCAAAGAGUUUGAUGAGUUGGAGAGGACUUACUCUGUCUGUGGCACCAUUGAGUACAUGGCCCCAGAGAUCGCAGAGGGAGGAGAGGCUGGCCAUGACAUGGCUGUAGACUGGUGGAGCCUUGGAGUAUUAAUGUAUGAACUUUUGACGGGUGGAUCACCAUUCACUGUCGAUGGAGACCAGAACUCUCAUACAGAUAUCGCCAAGAGGAUCUCGAAGAAGGACCCUCCGUUCCCCAAAGACAUGAGCCCUCUGGCCAAAGACCUCAUCCAGCGCCUCCUCAUCAAAGACCCAAAGAAGAGACUGGGCUCUGGGCCUGACGGAGCUGACAACGUUAAGAAACAUCCAUUCUACCAGAAGAUAAACUGGGAGGACCUGGCAGCUAAGCGGGUGCUCGCCCCGUUCAAGCCGGUGAUCAGGGAUGAGCUGGAUGUCAGCAACUUUGCGGAGGAGUUCACCGAAAUGGACCCCACCUACUCCCCUGCAGCGAUGCCUCAGAACUGUGACCGCGUCUUUCAGGGUUACUCGUUCAUGGCCCCCUCCAUCUUGUUCAAGAGAAAUGCUGUGAUGGAUGACACGCUGCAGCUGUGUGAAGGAUCAAGAUCACAGAGACCAGGGUCUGCUGCUGUGGCCCGCAGCGCCAUGAUGAAGGACUCUCUGUUUUAUAUGAACUAUGAGAUGGACCUGAAGGACAAUGCCCUUGGUGAAGGAAGCUUCUCUAUCUGUAGGCAGUGCACCCACAAGAAGACUGGACAGGUGUACGCUGUGAAGAUCGUCAGUAAGAGGAUGGAGGCUCAGACACAGAAAGAGAUCACAGCUCUGAAGCUCUGCGACGGCCACCCCAACAUCAUCAAGACUCACGAGAUUUACCAUGACCAGCUGCAUACGUACCUGGUGUUGGAGCUGCUGCGUGGUGGAGAGCUGCUGGAGAGGAUCCGGAGGAAGCAGCACUUCAGUGAGACUGAGGCCAGCCGCAUCAUGAGGAGACUGGUGUCAGCCGUCAGCCACAUGCACGACGUAGGAGUGGUGCACAGAGACCUCAAACCAGAGAACCUGCUGUUCACAGAUGAGAGUGAGAACGCUGAGAUAAAGAUCAUAGACUUUGGGUUCGCCCGGCUGAAGCCUCCAGACAACCAGCUGCUGAAGACACCGUGUUUCACCCUGGCCUACGCCGCGCCGGAGAUCCUCAAAUACGACGGCUACGACGAGUCAUGUGACCUCUGGAGCCUGGGGGUCAUCCUGUACACCAUGCUGUCGGGUCAGGUGCCAUUCCAGUGUCAGGGGAAGAGUCUGGCCCGCACCAGUGCUGAAGAGAUCAUGAAGAAGAUUAAACAGGGAGACUUCUCUUUCGAGGGAGAGGCUUGGCGGAGUGUCUCACAGCAGGCCAAAGACCUCAUACAAGAGCUCCUGACUGUGGACCCUGGCAAGCGGAUCAAGAUGUGUGGUCUGAGGUACAACGCCUGGCUCCAAGACGACAGCCAGCUCUCCUCCAACCCUCUGAUGACACCUGACAUCCUGGGUUCUUCCACCACCGUGUCUGUACACACCUACGUCAAGGCUACCUUCAAUGCGUUCAACAAGUGUACACGGGAGGGUUUCCGUCUGCAGACUGUGGACAAGGCCCCCCUGGCCAAGAGGAGGAAGUUGAAGAAGACCAGCACCAGCACAGAGACCAGGAGCAGCUCCGGAGAGAGCACCCGCUCCUCCUCCUCCUCCUCCCAGUCCCACCCGGACACCCGCUCCUCCUCCUCCUCCUCCCAGUCGCACCAGGACACCCGCUCCUCCUUCUCCACCUCCUCCUCCUCCUCCUCCAGCUUGUCGCACCACAACACCCACUCAUCCUUUUCCUUCUCCCAGUCUCACCAGGACACCCUAUUCUCCUCCUCCUCCCUGUCCCACCAGGACACCCUCUUCUCCUCCUCCCUGUCCCACCAGGACACCCUCUUCUCCUCCACCCUGUCCCACCAGGACCCCCACUCCUCCUCCACCCUGUCCCACCAGGACCCCCACUCCUCCUCCACCCUGUCCCACCAGGACACCCACUCCUCCUCCACCCUGUCCCACCAGGACACCCACUCCUCCUCCACCCUGUCCCACCAGGACACCCACUCCUCCUCCACCCUGUCCCACCAGGACACCCACUCCUCCUCCACCCUGUCCCACCAGGACACCCACUCCUCCUCCACCCUGUCCCACCAGGACACCCACUCCUCCUCCACCCUGUCCCACCAGGAGAAGACUGGGGGAGACGGUAUCGCCGACCCUCCACCCCAACCUUCCAUCAGCUCCACCACCACCCCUGUCACCACACCCCUCUCCAUGGGCUCAGACAACGACCCCGCCCCGGAACGCUCGCCGCCUCCAGCCUUAUACUUCUCAGACUGAGAGAGAGAGACUGAGAGAGAGAGAGACUGAGAGAGAGAGAGACUGAGAGAGAGAGAGACUGAGAGAGAGAGAGACUGAGAGAGAGAGAGACUGAGAGAGAGAGAGACUGAGAGAGAGAGAGACUGAGAGAGAGAGAGACUGAGAGAGAGAGAGACUGAGAGAGAGAGAGACUGAGAGAGAGAGAGACUGAGAGAGAGAGAGACUGAGAGAGAGAGAGACUGAGAGAGACUGAGAGAGAGAGCGACUGAGAGACUGAGAGAGAGAGCGACUGAGAGACUGAGAGAGAGAGAGAGAGAGAGAGAGAGACAGAGAGAGAGAGAGAGACUGAGAGAGAGAGAGACUGAGAGAGAGAGAGACUGAGACAGAGCGACUGAGAGACUGAGACAGAGAGACUGAGCGCGACGGAGACUGAGCGAGACGGAGACUGAGCGAGACGGAGACUGAGCGAGAGAGAGAGAGAGACUCAGAUGGGCAGCAUGUAGAUCUCUCUCUCUCCCUCCAUGGCAGCUCCCAGUCAAUCGUUCACAAUCAGCCACAUGCAUGGACCACAAGCACCUACACGCCUCCAGGCUGAGCAUGCAGCAGGAACAGGACCCACCUCUCAAUCAUCACUAGCAAUAAACACACAGUAAAUGAAAAGGACUGCCCUACCGAGCCAGACAGCGGAGAGACCCUUCUACAACCACACCUCUGUUUCAGUCAUGUCUUCCUGUUUGUCUGGAAGGUAGGUCAUAGUCCUGGUUGUUUGCUUUUGUUUACACUGUGGUGUAUUGCAUUAGUAAAGAUAUUUUACUUUAAGCCACAAAUACUGCAGCUUAUCACAUUGGGAGGAACCUGUUGUUGGAGCAUACUUCUAGUGGAGCAUAUAUUUUGCGGUAUUUAUAUAUGACAAUAAUGCAGACUGAAAUUAUUUAUGAUUUGUUUUUUAUGUUAACUUAUUAAUGGUUCACAACUGUUUAUGAUAGAUACAGUUGAAGUCGGAAGUUUACGUACACUUAGUUUGGAGUCAUUAAAACUAGUUUUUCAACCACUCCACAAAUUUCUUGUUAACAAACUAUAGUUUGGGUAAGUCUGUUAGGACAUCUACUUUGUGCAUGACACAAGUAAUUUUUCCAACAAUUGUUUACAGACAGAUUAUUUCACUGUAUCACAAUUCCAGUGGGUCAGAAGUUUACAUACACUAAGUUGACUGUUAAACAGCUUGGAAAUUUCCAGAAAAUUAUGUCAUGGCUUUAGAAGCUUCUGCUAGGCUAAUUGACAUCAUUUGAGUCGAUUGGAGUUGUACCUGUGGAUGUAUUUCAAGGCCUACCUUCAAACUUAGUGCCUCUUUGCUUGACAUUAUGGGAAUAUCUAAAGAAAUCAGCCAAGACCUCAGAAUUUAUAUUUUGUAGACCUCCACAAGUCUGGUUCAUCCUUGGGAGCAAUUUCCAAAUGCCUGAAGGUACCACGUUCAUCUGUACAAACAAUAGUAUGCAAGUAUAAACACCAUGGGACCAUGCAGCUGUCAUACCGCUCAGGAAGGAGACGCGUUCUGUCUCCUCGAGAUGAACAUACUUUGGUGAGAAAAGUGCAAAUCAAACCCAGAACAACAGCAAAAGACCUGAAGAUGCUGGAGGAAACAGGCACAAAGUAUGUAUAUCCACAGUAAAAUGAGUCCUACAUCAACAUAACCUGAAAGGCCGCUCAGCAAUGAAGAAGCCACUGCUCCAAAACCGCCAUGAAAAAGCCAGACUACGGUUUGCAACUGCACAUGGGAACAAAGAUCGUAGUUUUUGGAGAAAUGUCCUCUGGUCUGAUGAAACAAAAAUAGAACUGUUUGGCCAUAAUGACCAUCAUUAUGUUUGGAGGAAAAAGAAUAGAUGGCAUCAUGAGGUAGGAAAAUUAUGUGAAUAUAUUGAAGCAACAUCUCAAGACAUCAGUCAGGAAGUUAAAGCUUAGUCGCAAAUGGAUCUUCCAUAUGGACAAUGACCCCAAACAUACUUCCAAAGUUGUGGCAAAAUGGCUUAAGGACAACAAAGUCAAGGUAUUGGAGUGGCCAUCACAAAGCCCUGACCUCAAUCCUGUAGAAACUUUUUGAGCAGAACUGAAAAAGCAUGUGCGAGCAAGGAGGCCUACAAACCUGACUCAGUUACACCAGCUCUGUCAGUAGGAAUGGGCCAAAAUUCACCCAACUUAUUGUGGGAAGCUUAUGGAAGGCUACCCGAAACGUUUGACCCAAGUUAAACAAUUUAAAGGCAAUGCUACGAAAUACUAAUUGAGUGAAUGUAAACUUCUGACCCACUGGGAAUGUGAUGAAAGAAAUAAAAGCUGAAAUAAAUAAUUAUUUCUACUAAAUAAAGUGGUGAUCCUAACUGACCUAAGACGGAAUGUCUACUAGGAUUAAAUGUCAGGAAUUGUGAAAAACUGAGUUUAAAUGUAUUUGGCUUAGGUGUAUGUAAACUUCCGACUUCAACUGUAUAUAUGCUCGGACCUAGAACUUUAGAAUCCUUGAGCUCUAGAACCCUUGAGCUCUAGAACCCUUGAGCUAAAGAGGCAGUUUCAAGUCAUCGCAGGACGUUUGCAAUGGCAGGUUGAUGUUGUUUCAGGAUGAUUCCUACAAUAGAUGUUUCAAACAGCCACUUCAGUGCUUCAACCUCUCAUAAUGAGAUCAUGAUGCAAUUGUUUGUUGAUCAGAUGAUGUAAGCAUGUAUUUCUGGGGGUUUUAUCCAACCAGAAAAGAGGGUCUCAUGCUGAUCUGAACGCAUGUGACCAAUCAAAUGAUGUGUCAUUGUUGUCACAAUGUAAGAAAUCAGUAUGUAAAGUAUAUUUCUUUGACAAUGGCUGUUUUGGAUGGCCUUUAUGAGAAGUCAGUUUGGAGAAAGAUCACUUGUUCAUUUCCCUGCUGUAAAACAAUAUAUAGGCGGAUAUAUCGGAAGGUUUUCUCCCCUCAAAUAACCUGUCGCUCCGUCUCUAGUGAUGUUACUGUUUUUAUGGGUGUAUUGUAGCUUGUUCUGUCUCGGCUCCUGGAUUAAUAGUUAUUGUUUGUCUUGGAAAGAGGCAAAGAAGUACUGUACCAAAAAUCUCUGCCUUUUCUCUAUUAGAUGGCUUGCCCUUGUGUAUGCUUCAGACUAGAGACAUAUAUACAGGUAACUGCCAAAGUAAAGGAAGCGCCCAACAUAAAGCAUCUUAAUAGGGUGUUGAGCCAGAACAGCUUCAAUGCACCUGGCAUAGAUUCUACAAGUGUCUGGAACUGUUGGAUGUGAAGACAUUCUUACACCUAGAAGUUCUAUCAUUUUGUGUUUUGUUGAUGGUGGUGGAAAACUCUGUCUCAGGCUCCACUCCACACUCUCCAGGAAGUGCUCAAUUGAGUUAAGAUCUGGUGACACACUUUAAACCCCCUAUGCUCCUUUUUAGACCACUGUUUCAAAGUCACUGAGAUCUCUUCUUCUAGCCAUGGUAGCCAAAAUAAUGGUCAACUGGGCAUGUUUAUACAUGACCCCUAAGCAUCAUGGGAUGUUAAUUGUGUAAUUAACUCAGGAACCACACCUGUAUGGAAGCACCUGCUUUCAAUAUACUUUGUAUCCCUCGUUUAUUCAAGUGUUUCCUUUAUUUUGACAGUUACAUGUAUAUACAGUCUGUAUGACUCUGCUUUAGACUAUAGUAAACAGUUGACUGGU
Messenger RNA from Oncorhynchus masou masou (cherry salmon), 6789 nucleotides. RefSeq names its product ribosomal protein S6 kinase alpha-5-like. The record is from RefSeq and is a predicted model, not a curated record. Bases 188 to 3133 code for a protein of 981 amino acids. Gene Ontology annotation, biological process: peptidyl-serine phosphorylation; intracellular signal transduction; regulation of DNA-templated transcription. NCBI's taxonomy places the organism in Eukaryota, Metazoa, Chordata, Actinopteri, Salmoniformes, Salmonidae. Gene Ontology annotation, molecular function: protein serine/threonine kinase activity; magnesium ion binding; ATP binding. The transcript has 17 exons.